CUCUGUGGUGGGACCGUGUGGUCUGUGUGUUCCAGUGCUUCUGGGUUGUGGACAGUGCCUAGGAACGAGUCAGCAGCUAGUUGAAGACGUCCUCUCUGGAAGUCCUUGGCUUCGUGGGCCCUUGCCUAGGGUGCUGGUCCUGCCAUGGCGUUCCGGCGGACAGAGGGCAUGUCCAUGAUCCAGGCCCUGGCCAUGACAGUGGCUGAAAUUCCUGUGUUUCUGUAUACAACGUUUGGCCAGUCAGCUUUCUCCCAGCUGCGGUUGACACCUGGCCUACGGAAGGUCCUCUUUGCCACAGCCCUGGGGACUGUGGCCUUGACGCUGGCUGCCCAUCAGCUGAAGAGGCGACGUCGGAGGAAGAAGCAGGUCAGCCCUAAGAUGGGAGGCGAGCAGCUGGGCACGGUGCCCCUCCCCGUCCUGAUGGCCAGGAAGGUCCCAUCAGUGAAAAAAGGCUACUCCAGCCGGAGGGUACAGAGCCCCAGUAGCAAGAGCAACGACACUCUGAGCGGCAUUUCCUCCAUCGAGCCCAGCAAGCACUCAGGCUCUUCCCACAGCUUGGCCUCGAUGGUGGUGGUGAACUCAUCGAGCCCCACAGCUGCCUGCUCAGGACCAUGGGAUGCUAGAACGAUGGAGAAGUCUGUGACUGCCAGUGAUGCCAACGCUGAGAGCCUCUACAUACAAGGCAUGGAGCUGUUUGAUGAAGCUCUGCAGAAGUGGGAGCAGGCCCUGAGUGUGGAACAGAGGGGGCAGAGCACUAGCACCCCCACACCAGGGGACAGCCUCCAGAACCAAGAGACAGCGUCAGAGGUGCUGUCUGAGCCGGAGUCGCAGCGAAGGGAGUUUGCUGAGAAGCUGGAGUCACUGCUGCACCGUGCCUACCACCUACAGGACGAGUUCGACUCUACCUUCCCAUCAGACAACAUGCUACUGGACCUUGAGAGGACCCUCAUGCUGCCCCUGACAGAGGGCUCGCUGCGGCUUCGGGCCAAUGAUGAGGAUAGCCUGACCUCGGAGGAUUCCUUCUUCUCUGCCACUGAGCUCUUUGAGUCCCUGCAGAUCGGAGAUUACCCAGUCCCGCUCUCCAGGCCUUCAGCAGCCUACGAGGAGGCCCUGAAGCUGGUGAAGGAGGGGAAAGUGCUGUGCCGGACCCUCAGGACAGAGUUACUAGGCUGCUACAAUGAUCAGGACUUUCUGGCCAAGUUACAUUGUGUCCGACAGGCCUUUGAGGGUCUCCUAGAAGAUAGCAGUAACCAGCUUUUCUUCGGGGAGGUUGGCCGGCAGAUGGUGACUGGCCUUAUGACCAAGGCUGAGAAGAGUCCUAAAGGCUUUCUGGAGAGUUAUGAAGAGAUGCUGAGCUAUGCCCUGCGGCCAGAGACCUGGACCACCACACGGCUGGAGCUGGAGGGCCGAGGGGUGGUGUGCAUGAGCUUCUUUGACAUUGUGCUCGACUUCAUCCUCAUGGACGCCUUCGAGGACCUGGAGAACCCCCCAUCCUCGGUGCUCGCCAUCCUGAGGAACCGCUGGCUGUCCGACAGCUUCAAGGAGACGGCCCUGGCCACCGCCUGCUGGUCGGUCCUGAAAGCCAAGAGGAGGCUGCUGAUGGUGCCCGACGGCUUCAUCUCCCACUUCUACUCCGUAUCGGAGCAUGUUAGCCCUGUCCUAGCCUUUGGCUUCCUCGGACCCAAGCUCCAGCUUUCUGAAGUCUGUGCUUUCUUCAAGCACCAGAUUGUGCAGUACCUGAGGGACAUGUUCGACCUGGACAACAUGCGCUACACGUCGGUGCCCGCGCUGGCAGAAGACAUCCUUCAGCUGUCGAGGCGCCGAAGCGAGAUCCUACUUGGCUACCUAGGGGCGCCAGUGGCCAGCACCCUUGGCCUGAACGGGGCACUGCCCCAAGAGAAUGGGCCCCUGGAGGGGCUGCAGUAGAGCAGGCUGAUGGGGAGGGGGG
This is a messenger RNA of Elephantulus edwardii (Cape elephant shrew), 1948 nucleotides long. It is a transcript of the gene MIGA2, whose product is annotated as family with sequence similarity 73, member B. The record is from RefSeq and is a predicted model, not a curated record. Bases 145 to 1926 code for a protein of 593 amino acids. NCBI's taxonomy places the organism in Eukaryota, Metazoa, Chordata, Mammalia, Macroscelidea, Macroscelididae. The transcript is spliced from 15 exons. Gene Ontology annotation, biological process: mitochondrial fusion.